Histoplasma mississippiense is the source of this 441-nucleotide messenger RNA. Its product is annotated as 60S ribosomal protein L25. NCBI's taxonomy places the organism in Eukaryota, Fungi, Ascomycota, Eurotiomycetes, Onygenales, Ajellomycetaceae. The record is from RefSeq and is a predicted model, not a curated record. Gene Ontology annotation, molecular function: structural constituent of ribosome. The transcript has 3 exons. Gene Ontology annotation, biological process: translation; ribosomal large subunit assembly. Gene Ontology annotation, cellular component: cytosolic large ribosomal subunit; ribosome. The coding region runs from base 1 to 441 and encodes 146 amino acids.
AUGGCACCCAAGGCUGAUAACAAGAAAGCCGCAAAGCCCAGCGCCAAAGCUGGUGCCGCUGCGAAGGCGGUGCUUAAGGGUGUUCACUCGCACAAAGUCCGUAAGAUCCGGACAUCAACAACCUUCCACCGGCCAAAAACCCUCCAGCUCUCGCGGGCGCCCAAGUACCCGCGCAAGUCCAUUCCUCAUGAAACCCGCCUCGACCACCACAAAAUUAUCGUCCAUCCCUUGAACACUGAAAGCGCCAUGAAGAAAAUCGAGGAAAAUAACACGCUUGUCUUCAUCGUUGAUGUUAAAGCCAACAAGAGACAAAUAAAGCAGGCUCUGAAGACCCUUUACGAUGUCGACACUGUUAAGAUUAACACCCUCAUCAGGUAUGUAGAGCCUGCGGCCCUAUUUUUGAUCUGCUUGGGAGGGUGGGAUGAAAAACGGGUUGGCUAA